This is a messenger RNA of Ziziphus jujuba (common jujube), 773 nucleotides long. Its product is annotated as histone H4. Gene Ontology annotation, molecular function: protein heterodimerization activity; DNA binding; structural constituent of chromatin. The coding region runs from base 186 to 497 and encodes 103 amino acids. Gene Ontology annotation, biological process: nucleosome assembly. The transcript is spliced from 2 exons. NCBI's taxonomy places the organism in Eukaryota, Viridiplantae, Streptophyta, Magnoliopsida, Rosales, Rhamnaceae. The record is from RefSeq and is a predicted model, not a curated record. Gene Ontology annotation, cellular component: nucleosome.
UGACGGUCUAAAAUCCUCCUCCAAAGUUACAUUCGGAUCGACGCCAAUUCCCAAAACUCAAUCUCCAACUAUAAAUACCACCAGAAAACGUUUGCAGGUUUGUGAAAAAGCAUAACCGAAGUCUUCAGUUCCAAAUCUCCGCAAAAUUCAGAAAAAAGGAUUUUUGAUAUUCCAAGUGGUUGAAAAUGUCGGGCCGUGGAAAAGGAGGCAAGGGAUUGGGAAAAGGUGGUGCGAAACGUCACCGUAAGGUCCUCCGGGAUAACAUUCAAGGAAUUACGAAGCCUGCCAUUCGUCGUCUUGCUCGUAGAGGUGGUGUGAAGCGUAUAAGUGGUCUGAUCUACGAGGAGACUCGUGGGGUUCUCAAGAUCUUCCUUGAGAACGUGAUUCGUGACGCUGUCACGUACACUGAGCACGCUAGGAGGAAGACGGUGACUGCCAUGGAUGUUGUUUAUGCACUCAAGAGGCAGGGUAGGACUCUGUAUGGAUUUGGGGGUUAGGGUUAUUGAGCUUAAAAGUCUUGCUGUCAAGAAAGAUCUGGGAAAAAAUGUUUGGGACCUGGGUUUUUUUAAGAUUAGUUUUUUUUUUUUUGGGUUUUGUUUGUAAUUACUAGUUCAUUUAGCAUCUUCAGGUUUUUAGAUCAUUUUGUGGUUUUAUAGUUUUUUUUUUUUCUUGGGUGUAAUUCAAUCUUUGAAUUGCAAUUCUCUAAGAUUUAUAAGAAUUUCGUGCUGUAAUUUCUCCAAAUUUUAGGCUUUUCAUUUUAUUUUAUACUUUUA